UUGAAAUAUAAAAUGGGCAACUACUGCACUAAGCUUAGGAGUUUGGGAUGCCAAGAAAUGAGCAUUAACUCCAUGAAAAUCAGAAAGCCUGCUAACUCCUCAAGUCCUAAUCAAGUGAAGAAACCCAGGAGAGCUGAAGUCAAUUUCUGCCCCCAUUACCCAGCUGGAGAAGACAAAGAAAGUCUUGAGAAGGAGCGAGUGAAACUGCUGUCUGAGGUCAAGAGAAGGAACAACCAUCAGGUGAUAAAAGAGAAAAUGGAGAAAACCUUUGCUCAUCAGCAGUAUGAGGUGGUUCAAGACAUGCCCUUCAUCGCAGAAUUUAAAAGUAGAUGGCCAGCUCUUUUUAUGGAACAUGAGGUAAGUGCAGAGUUCACGUGGAUUACCACCAUCCCGCUGAUCCCAAAGUUUAUGUCACAGCUGGACCAGUACUCUGACAAGUUGGCCGGAGUGCUCUGUAAGAAAGGAGGAGCAGCAGGGCGCAAAAUCAAAAACAUUAUGGCUGUCAUUGACCAGGACGACUCCAUUGAAACAAGGAGAGCUUGCAGCCUCCAAGCACUAGCUUUGUAUCUUAAUGAUGACCCUGAAGAGCUAGUGAAGGAAUACGGAAGUGAGGACCCUGAUGGAACCCAGAGAGAUUUGGAUCAGAUGCUCAUCCGCAUCUAUGGGAUUAAAAAUCCAGGUGCAGGUGUUGAUCAGCUUCCAGAAGAUGUUGGCAUCAUAGUUGAAGGUGUGCAGGUGCUUCAUGGACUCAAAGAUGUCACCACUGCUUGUGCCUUACUGUUUGGGAUCAUCUACGACCUGAACCUGAGCUAUCCAACUAACCUAAGGUACACUUUUGAAUUCAUUCAAAAGAUCCUGAUGAAACUUGAUACACACAGGCUUUCGACCAAAAUCCAAGUACUCAGAAACAAACUGCUGGAAUGAAUACAUGAAGCUAUUACAGUAUUGUGAUCUGGAGACUAUUCAGUGUGCUGAAAUGGUGUUGUUAUCCUGUUUACUGGAGCUGU
Sphaeramia orbicularis (orbiculate cardinalfish) is the source of this 1007-nucleotide messenger RNA. RefSeq lists its product as uncharacterized. The transcript is spliced from 4 exons. The coding region runs from base 13 to 924 and encodes 303 amino acids. NCBI's taxonomy places the organism in Eukaryota, Metazoa, Chordata, Actinopteri, Kurtiformes, Apogonidae. The record is from RefSeq and is a predicted model, not a curated record.